GUUCUUGAUUUUAAUUCUAGGUUCCAGCGUUGGAUUGCACCAUUGAUAUUGAUAAAAUACCUGGAAUGAAGUUAACCCUGAAAUCUUCUUUGGGGGAGUUCCAGAAUCUGAUGAGCGAAGGACUUGGAGAUCAUCAAGAAGUCCUUGCUUUGUUUAGGGAGAACACCUCUUUUUCUCAUUUUUUGGAUGUUGAGUGUAUUCCUCCUCCUCUGUUCCUAUGGCAACUCAUUGCGAGGGAAGCCAAAAUAAAGAGGAAAGGAGAGAUGUGGUUUGUUGUCAAAGGAGUUUCUGAAUUAACCUCUACAAAGAAUGAUUUCAUUCGAGCUCACUUUCCUUCUGCAAAGAAGGGAAAGAAAUCUGCUUCAGUCACAUACAAGAUGGUUGUGCAGCGUUUCUUAGACAUUUGUAAAGGUUUGGACAGGGAAAAGAAGAAAGAAGGCCAGGAGAUGGAUGCUGUGAAAAUGGCAACACUAUUGUUUGUUGUUGUUGUUCUCUUGGGUCCUGCUGAUCGCGACAAGUCUGCAAUUCUAGAUUGGAUUCUGGGCAUGAUUGCACAGUGGACAGCAGUUCUAGAUUUCCCAUGGGGAACCUGGGCAUUUAUGGAGUCCUUGGGGUCACUGAGGAAAGACCUAGCUGCUAAGGCCAAAUCAAUUGGAAGAGGGGCCUCAUCAACCAUGUACUAUACUGGUUUCUUGCUUCCCAUUGGGAUCCUUUUUCUAGAGAGAGAAGAAGCAACAAAGACUCCGGUGGAGGUGCCAGAGACGACAAUCAUGGAUGAUUGUGAACAGACUGAGGCACGCAAUCCUUCACCUGAUGAUAAGGCUGAAUCUACCCAUGAGGUAAUGGAAACAGACGAUGCUGCUUCUAUGAAACCUCUGCAGAACAAGAAGGAAUUGGGAGACGAGGCUGAUAUUAUUGAUGCCCAUGUGCAUGGAAAGGUUGAGCCUAGCCAUGAGGUCAUGGAAACAGACGCUGCUGCUUCUAUGAAAACUCUGCAAGACAAGGAAUUGGGAGACGAGGCUGAUACUAUUGAUGCCCAUGUGCAUGGAAAGAGAUUGAAAAAGAAGUUAGCCAGUUUGAAGUCUCCAUAUAUAGCGGAGGGGAGGAAGAAAAAGAAAGCCGAUGAACUCUUAUCUAAGCCGCCAACUAAAAGAGAUCUUUUGGAAUUUAAGAGGUUCAUCGCAGAAGCAAUUAAAACUGACAGCCCUGUACAAUGCUACCUCGAGCAGCACAAGGAGCAUGAGGAAUAUGUGAAAACCUGGUGGACUAACCUUAUCACUCCAGGUCUUUGGGUAGCGGAUACUCAACUGAGUGAGUACCUUUACGUCCUGAGAAGACGUUUAUGCAAUGACGAUGGAGACUCUGUCAUUGCGCCUUUUGAAUUCACAACGUACGUGAACUCUUUUGCGCAUGACCCACAAUGGCCUGUUUUGUCUGGACCCAUUGAAAAGAUUGUGGAUGGUACAUACAGCGAGGAGCAGGAAGCAUUUAAAACCAAAGCCUGGAAAAAGAACACUAAGUAUGUAUAUUAUUUGAAAGCCACGGGUACACAUUGGUUCUGUGUCAAGGCUGACUUUGAGAGGUGCUGCCUCGUCGUGCUUGACUCCCUUUCUGGGAUAUCUACGAAUGAGGACAUGCAUCGUUUGCUGAAAGAUGAACUUAAAGGGUUUUCAAGCAUUGCUGGAAUUAAAGAAAUUGGCAAGCACGGAUAUGCCACUUGGGAUAUCGAAUUAUGCCCAGUACCCCAACAGAAUAAUUCUGACUGCGGCAUCUUCGCGGUAAAAAUGUUAGAGUUGGGAGCACAACAUAAGGAUUUUAAAUCUUUGGAGAAGAUGACAAAAGAAAAGAUGGCCAACAUGCGUUUAGAAAUUGCUUACUACAUAUGCAAGGAGUACCAUUGUAGAAACAAAAAAUAAAUUCUGUGGUAGAUAAAUAUAUUAUUAAUAAAAUUAUGGUGGAUAC
This is a messenger RNA of Cuscuta campestris, 1962 nucleotides long. NCBI's taxonomy places the organism in Eukaryota, Viridiplantae, Streptophyta, Magnoliopsida, Solanales, Convolvulaceae. The record is from the annotation of a GenBank genome assembly.